Molecule: messenger RNA, 1770 nt
Organism: Cylindrotheca closterium
Lineage: Eukaryota; Bacillariophyta; Bacillariophyceae; Bacillariales; Bacillariaceae
Source: the annotation of a GenBank genome assembly
AUGCCAGGACAAGAAGUACAUGAGAACGAUAGUGCUGCAACAACGGGUGUCUCUUGUGGUUGUUUUCCUUGCCGACGACAAAACAACAAUAAUAGUAGGCCGAGAAAGACCAAAUGGAAGCGCCAACGGCCAAAGAAAUUGCAGUUUCUCAAACCAGCUUCCAAACGAACCGAAUAUCACGAUGCUCAAGACAAUUUGGACAAACUGACGGGGAUUGAGCAAAGUGGCAAGAGUGCCAUGAGAGGAGACGAAGAAGCGUCGAGAGGGUCCCUCUUUUUCUUUGAUGCUGUAGAGAAUCCACUGGGCGAAGAUGAAUACCCACCAAUAUUUACCACGGCCAUUCAACAUCCGAAACGUCGGGUCACCUUGGAAGAUCCCAUCACCAUGCUGCAUCAUGCUCCCACUGAUCGAGUAAGUGAUGAUGACGACGGCGACGACGAGUUAUUGACGAGACAAGGACCUAUUGCCGAUCACCUCAGUGGAUCCCAACGCUUUGAAACCAUUUCCAGAAGGCCCACUCUGGAACAUACCAAGGCACUUCAAGGCCCGAGAGUACCUCAAGCCGAAAAGGGUUUCCCAGGUGGUUUGACAGUGGCCGAAUUGGAAGAAUGUCAAAAAUUCCUGCGAGGACUCAAGUUGCUCGACCCGGGUGUCAUGAAUCAAGUGUACAGUUUUCGGGAUGUCGAAGAAGAACCGUAUACGAUUUGCCGAUGGUUACGGGCCACCAAAUUCAACGCGGAUGAGAUUUUGCAACGCCUUGCGGAAAAUCAAGCCAUGUUUGAAAAAGCCCAAGCGGCCGAAUUUUAUCCCCAACCGGAUGUUGCGAUUGGUGCCCCCGUGUCGGUAUUUUUGACCCAAUAUCCCUUCUUGCCCAUUGGAUCGGCCAGAAAUGGAUGCCCGGUCAAUUAUUUCAUGGCGGGUAAGAUUAAUCCCGAAGGGAUUUGGAGCAUGACGACUGUGGAGAGGUUAGAAGGAUUCUUUUGGUGGUCCUUCAUGUGGAAAAUGAAGGCCGAAGUCCGCAAGGCACAAACACAAGAUCCAGACUUUGUGCGCAUGGAGGGAAUUAACAUUGUGGACCUCAAGGGACUUUCGUCCAAUGCACUCAGUUCGGAAACCAUGGACGUGAUCAAAUUAUCUUCCAAAGUGGCAGAUUUCUUCCCCGAAACCUUGCAUUGCAUGCUAAUUUUGAAUGCGCCUGGGUUCUUUUCCUUUUCGUGGGGUCUCAUUAAAAAAUUCUUGGACCCACGCACGGCGGCUCGGAUUCAAGUCUUUUCCAGUGAAACCAAGGGCAUGGAGGCCUUGAAAGGAUUGAUUGACACGAGUCAAAUUCCAGAAGAUUACGGAGGUGGCAACAUUUCGACCCACGAUGCCUUUGCCAAGCAAGCGGCGGAUCCAGCAUUGUUGCGACAAGAUGUGGAAUUGAUUCAUGUCAAGCGAGGAAAGACGACCAAUUCGAACAAUGUUUGGAAUUUGCAAAAGGACGAAUCCAUGGCCGUGAGUGUCUAUACUCGAUCCGUUUCCGGUGCCAAGGUUGUGGCCCAAUUGAAUGGAGAAACCGUGACCAGUCCACAACAACAAGUCGUCCAAUGCGAAUGGCAACCGGAUGAUGACGGAGGAAGCAAACCUCUUCCCAAUUGCGUCCAAUUGACCACCAUUAAAGGACCUGGAAUGGUUACCAUGGAAGUCCAGGACUUGGACAAUGCCGAACGAGCUCACAGUGGAAUGUCGAGGGGCUACUUUUUGGUCGUUGGCGAUGUUACAAAAUCAUGA